Messenger RNA from Schistosoma bovis, 523 nucleotides. Lineage: Eukaryota; Metazoa; Platyhelminthes; Trematoda; Strigeidida; Schistosomatidae. The record is from the annotation of a GenBank genome assembly.
CUCCAGAAUGGCAUCACAUCUUGCUACCCAUGUGUCAACUGUAGUUCUCGGACUGCUGUUCAUACUGCCUGGUAUAGUAAAGACAGUGCGCUUGAAUACAACACUUUACCGGGAAAUGUUAAAGACAUUCAAGAAUUUCACUGAAGUAUCACCACUAAGGCAUAUUGGAGUGAUACCUAGUCCUCAAAUCUACAUGCAGUCUAUGGGAGUUUUCGAACUAUUACUAGGCACUACGUUGGUUGUUGGACAUGUAUCGUUCAAGAAAUUCGCUUGUCUGGGAAUUAUGGCUCUUAUGCUGCUCACAACAUAUUGUCAGGUCGCCUUAAAAGAUUACAGUGCAACCAUUGUGCCUUGUGGAUACUUUUGCCUUCUUAGCAGGUUAUAUUUCUCCCUGGACAAACUUGAAGAUCGACGAGUAAAAUAAACUGAUUAAACUUUUAUGAAUCUUCUAUUAUGUACAUAACACAAUUCCGAUAUCUUUCGUUUUAUUCCCCGAGUGCUUCCAAAUAUAUUUUUUGUUGCG